ACCCCAAUUUGAUGGAUGGUCGAGUCCCAGGAUGGCCGCCGCUGUAAAUAAGCAAGGAGCCGCAGCAUCGAUGGAGCCUUGUGUCCGACAUGGCAGGGGCACUACAAGCAAUACGGUGAAGGUGCUGGAGUGCGGAGUAUGUGAAGACGUUUUUUCACUGCAAGGAGACAAGGUGCCUCGGCUACUGCUGUGCGGUCACACCGUUUGUCAUGACUGUUUGACCCGCUUGCCCCUCCAUGGCAGGGCUGUGCGGUGUCCCUUUGAUAGACAGGCCACUGAGCUGGGGGACUCGGGUGUGUGGGGCCUGAAGAAGAACUUUGCUCUGCUAGAAUUGCUUGAACGGCUGCAGAACGGCGCCUCCAAUCAGUCAGGGAUGUCAGAGGAUGCCCUGCGAGAGAUGGGAGAGUGCAUCAUACGCUGUGAUGAGGAUGAAAGUCACACUGCUUCCAUGUACUGCACAGUGUGUGCCACACAUUUGUGUGCGGAGUGUUCCCAGCUCACACACUCUACCCGCACACUGGCCAAGCACCGACGGGUGCCACUGGCUGACAAACCGCACGAGAAGACCCUAUGUCCCCAGCACCAGGUCCAUGCCAUCGAAUUUGUCUGCUUGGAGGAGGGCUGCCAGCCAGGCCCGCUCAUGUGUUGCGUCUGUAAGGAAUAUGGCAAACAUCAAGGACAUAAGCAUGCUGUUCUGGAAGCUGAGGCGAACCAGAUCCGGGCCUCAAUUUUGGACAUGGCUCACUGUAUUCGCACGUUCACUGAGGAAGUUUCUGAAUACUCCAGGAAGCUUGUGGGCAUCGUGCAGCAGAUUGAAGGAGGUGAACAGAUUGUAGAGGAUGGUGUAGGCAUGGCCCACACAGAACAUGUUCCGGGGACAGCGGAGAAUGCCCGAUCAUGUGUGCGGGCGUAUUUCGCUGACCUACAUGAGACACUGUGUCGUCAGGAGGAGAUGGCACUCAGCGUGGUGGAUGCCCACGUAAGGGAGAGGCUGAUCUGGCUGCGGCAACAGCAGGAGGACAUGACCAUCUUGCUCUCGCAGGUGUCCACAGCCUGUCUCCACUGUGAGAAGACACUGCAGCAGGACGAUUGCAGGGUUGUUUUGGCGAAACAGGAAAUCAAUAGACUACUGGAAACUCUGCAGAAACAGCAGCAGCAGUUCACAGAAAUAGCUGACCACGUUCAACUGGAUGCAGGCAUCCCUGUCACGUUCACCAAGGACAACCGUGUACAUAUUGGGCCCAAGAUGGAAAUUCGAGUGGUGACGUUGGGCUUGGAUGGUGCUGGCAAAACAACCAUCCUCUUCAAGCUGAAACAAGAUGAGUUCAUGCAACCCAUACCAACUAUAGGUUUUAAUGUGGAAACUGUUGAGUACAAAAAUCUGAAAUUCACCAUCUGGGAUGUGGGUGGCAAGCAUAAGCUCCGGCCUCUUUGGAAGCAUUAUUACCUCAACACGCAAGCGGUUGUGUUUGUGAUUGACAGCUGUCACAGGGACAGGCUGAUGGAAGCCCACAGUGAGCUGGCCAAGCUACUGACUGAGAAAGAGCUGAGGGAUGCUCUGUUGCUCAUCUUUGCCAACAAACAGGACGUCCCUGGAGCUGUUUCAGUGGAGGAGAUGACUGAGCUACUGAGCCUACACAAACUGUGCUGUGGCCGGAGCUGGCACAUCCAGGGCUGUGAUGCACGCAGUGGUAUGGGCCUCCAUGAGGGCCUCGACUGGCUCUCACGUCAGCUCGUGGCUGCUGGGGUUCUGGAUGUGGCCUGAUGGUGUGCUUCUGCUUAUCGGGAUAGUGCAACCAAAGCAUGGCUAGCACUGAAUGAAAGCUAAUGGAGACCAGUUAGCAUGACCUUAUUGCGAUAACACACCUGCAAGCUUUCAUUCAUUUUUGGCAAUGUUAGCUUUUUUUUUUAGGGGGAGCUAUAAAGUACUUACAGUUGCAGUGUGCUCACCCUUGCUUAUGGUCUCAUGCUAACUAAACUUUCAUUUUUGUUAGCCAUGUUAGUUUUGCCAAACUAUCUCUUGGAUAGACUCAUUCAGUAGGAUCCACUUCUCUUACUCAUCUUCCAUCUUGAUCUUCCAUCAUACGGUCUGCUACUGUUAGUCUUGAUGCUUAGUGCUGUUGUGGCUAAAUGUGUUCAUAACUGGAGUUGGUUUAAGAAUUUCUUCAAAGAAACCACUGAACUGGUGCAGUUAUUUUAGCAUUAGGUCAGUUAGUCCUUAUUCUUCUUACAAACGUUAUUGUUAUUGUGAGGAACUAAGUUAGCCUUUCCUACGAGAACAAUUUGCAAAGUAAAUAAAAGUCACAUCAUGACUUCAAAACAGAUAAAACAGUCUCAUAGCAUCUGUUUUCACCUGGCCAAACAUGGCAGGGGCAGAAUAGAUAAAGCUAUUAGGUAUAUUUACCGAGGCAACACUAAGGUUAGUAAGACAGAACAAAGUUAACAAGAUCUUCAACAAAUGUGAAGUGCCUGUAGACCUCAUGGGCUACUGGAGAAACAAGAACAUCACCAGUAGUCAAAUUGGUGAGCACUAUGUGAGUUUCUGCAUUAAUGUAAUUGGCCUCCCCUUAAUUCUCUGUUAAGUCUCUGUUUGUUCCGUUUUUGUUUUUUUUUUUUUAUAAUUUGCUUUCUGAAUUCUGCUCGAGAGAAAUGAGUGAUAUUUAUUUAUUGUAGUUCAUGGUCUUGAAAAAAAACUGGUGCAUUGGUGCAGGUGUGAAUUUGCCAGGUAUGGAGUAGCAGAAAUGUCUGUUACAUGAAAUGUUGUUACUGGUUAUUUAUAUUUUUAAAAUCUAUGAUUUAUUAAUUGUUUUUAGGUGAAGUGCAGUACUGCUGUGCAGGGGGAACACAUACCAUGCCUUCUAUUAACCUUCCCUUAUGUGGAGCAGGAAAAAAAAAAAAGCUUUUAGUAGUUCACCUGUCUGUUUGCUUCAUUUUGAAUGGCUUCCUGUGAAAAUGGAUCAGACCUGCUAUUGACAUGACCUGAGAACAC
Molecule: messenger RNA, 2989 nt
Organism: Pygocentrus nattereri (red-bellied piranha)
Lineage: Eukaryota; Metazoa; Chordata; Actinopteri; Characiformes; Serrasalmidae
Gene: trim23
Product: tripartite motif containing 23
Exons: 11
Coding region: 32-1765 (577 amino acids)
Biological process (GO): intracellular protein transport; vesicle-mediated transport
Cellular component (GO): lysosomal membrane; cytoplasm; plasma membrane
Molecular function (GO): zinc ion binding; GTP binding; GTPase activity
Source: RefSeq, a predicted model, not a curated record